This is a messenger RNA of Caenorhabditis sp. 36 PRJEB53466, 3852 nucleotides long. NCBI's taxonomy places the organism in Eukaryota, Metazoa, Nematoda, Chromadorea, Rhabditida, Rhabditidae. The record is from the annotation of a GenBank genome assembly.
AUGGCUUGGUUUCUCUUCUACCAUUUCGCUAUCGAAGCGUCGAAGGUGGUUUUCGCCUCGACCGUUCUCAUCAAUCUUUUGCUCAUCUACAUGACCAUCAAAUACACGAAACGGAUCACCGGAGUAUACAAGUACAUGAUAAUUUUGUUCGCCGCGAUUGGAAUUCUCUUCACAUUCAUGAAAGCCACCUUGCAUCCGUACCUUCACUCACAUAAUUGUGGUAUCGUGUUCUUCAGUUUGGAAGCCGAUUGGGGAAAAUUCAAACAGGUGGAAGUGGCUCUGAUGAUCUACACUGGCGUGUAUUCGGCCAUGAUCUCACUUGUCGCAAUUCAGUUUGUCUUCCGUUAUUGGAUACUUUUCUGGUAGUUUCUGAGACAAAGGGCUUUUCUGUUUUAUAUGUAAAGUUUCAGUAAUGAGAACUUGAAGUACUUCAACACGUGGCGCUGCAUAUUCUGGUUCGGCUACGUGCUUCUCAUUGGAAUGGGCUGGAGCUUCAUGAUCUACUUGUGUGCUCCGUCUGACCGUUAUUCGCGGAACUACAUGAGAGAGUCCUUGUUCGACACCUACGGAAUGGAUGUGGAGAGAACUGUCGGCUUCUUCGUCGUCGUUUAUGUGCGUUAUAAGCACAGAUCCCCGUUGCCAGAUACAGUAAUAUUAACUCUUUUCAGAACGAAGAUCAUACUGUCCGGUGGCACAAUGUCGCCUUCAUCGCGGGUCUUUUGUUCGAUCUAGUGGGAUUUAUCUAUUUGACUAUCAUUUUUGGGACUUCAUGUUUUCAGAUCAUUCAAUACGUGAUUGUGAUAUACUGCGGCACAACAAUGAACCAGAAAAUGAACGAGAAGCUCGCCAGCUUCUCAGUCGCGCACCGUCGGCUCCAAGAGCAACUGUUCCGAACUCUCGUUCUCCAAAUCACAAUCCCCUCGAUCAUCUUCCAUCUUCCAUUCAUUCCCGUCCUCUGUGCGCCUCUCUUCAGACUUGAUUUCGACUUUGAGUCCGGUAUGAUCUACUGCCUGUUCAGUCUGUACCCGCCCAUUGACAGCGGCAUUCUCAUGUUCGUAGUGCACGAUUAUCGGCACGCAAUCAUAAGUAAGUGAGUACGUAAGAUUACUAACGUGACUCUGAUUUUAGAACUGUUCAAGAAAUCACAAAACUCAAUAUCAGGAAGUGUAUUCGAGCGAUUAACCCGGAAUUCAAUCCUGACUUUAUGAAGAACCCGAUCGCAGUUCAUAAAUCAUACAAACAUAUUCACAAAGUCUUCAUUCUCAACCACACUUAAUUUUUUCGUCUCGACAUCCUGUUGUCUCGAUUCAAACUACAACCACUGAAAUGAAUAAAGAUUGUAUUUUUUUGGUCUGUAAAAACUCGGGCGGCUCAAUCAAUGAAUGGUCAAUCCCUCAGACUCUUGAUACGUUCUCAACAGGUCGUCCGUGUCCCGUUUUUGGAGCCGCGCAGGUUCACGCACCCACUCGAUUACUGUUUAAACAGCUAUCAUCGUCACUUUGGGCCCGCGAAUCGGCUCGGAAUGUGGACAAACAAGGUGGUCAGCUCAUCAGUUGAUGGAUGAUCCUCUGCCCACUGGAUACGCAUAUACAUUUCUGUUCUGUCGGAAUGAGUGCUCUCGUUUCCAAUGUUCACACCUUGCUCUUCCUCUUGUUCAUCCGUUUCUCAAACAAUCCGCGUCGUCUUGUCGAGCAUUGUUUUGGUUUUUCCGUCCCUCUUCGUGUUUUGUUGCCUCCGUUCUCAAUGAAUUCACAAUUUCGCACUUUUCGAUAGACACUCAUUGGAUGGAAAGUCAGCUGGGCAAUGUGGAAAUCUAUCCACCGUCACCUCAACCACCGCCAGCCAUCGGAAGGAUCCGCCGAGGGAUGUAGGUAACAGAAGCAAGAUUGGUUUCUAAAGAUUCUAACACUUUUCCAGGCUCUUCGACAUUCCCUGGAUCAUAAUUCUGAUCCAAUUCAUUGUGAUUCUAGCUCUCGUCCUCGGUCUGUUCGCAUUUUUCCUCACCAGAACUGGCUCUUCUGUUCAAACGUAUUCCACACGAACAUAUCAGAGUUUCGAGCUGCAAACAAUGUCUCCGAGCAGUUCUCCGCUCACAUUCCGCAGAAGAUACAAAACCACUUCGGAGUCCCCGCAAGAAGUUGACUUUGACUUCUCGGAAGAUGUUGCUCCCACCGAAGAACGAGUGGUUACCAUUGCUCCAACAACCAGUAGGCUCACAACUCGGUCCUCUAACAAUAAUUCCAGUAAUCUCGUUCAGAAUUUCAUCACAGCACCCUUCUGGAGGCAGCCAAUAGUGUCGAAGUGUUCGAGCAUGAUGAAAGCCUACGGGCAGCCGUAUUCACAGUCUCUCAAACGUGUUCCGAACUUGGAAAGUCUAUAUUGGUGCGGGGAGGAAAUGCAGUCGACGCGGCCAUCGCGGCAAGCUUCUGUCUGAUGGGAGCGGCACCGAACAAAGCAAGUUUGGCUGGAGGAAUGGUGAUGACUGUGAAGAGCAAAACGGGAAAUGCGACGACCAUCAUGGCCAGGUAGCCACUUCGGACUUCCCCUGAACUUAAUGAAUUGCAGAGAGAGUGCUCCAUUGAACACUGACGUAGAGCAACUUCAAAAGCAUCCUGAAUUGGCCCAAGUUGGCGCAAAAGCUGUUGGAACUCCCGGAGUGCUCAAUGGGCUUUUCCGUGCCUAUCAAAAGUUCACCUCGAACAGCGUUCCCUUCAAACAACUUGUUCUUCCUACUAUCCAGCAAUGCAUUCGGGUUUAGAACUGAAUUGAAUCAAAACAAGACAAGAAUAUGAUUAUUUUCAGGGCUUCGAACUUCCGGAGGACCUGAAAAACGUCUCCCGCACAUCUGCGCUGUCGUCAUUUUUCAAAGCGAACCAGCAGAAUGACAAGUUGUUCUGCGGUUCCUUAGCCGCCACUUUGACCGAAAUAUCCGAAUACGAGAACCCGUUGGAGGCAUUUUAUCAUGGAGAGAUGGCACAGAAAUUAGUGAAAGAGUUGGGAGGAUACUUAACGGUUUCCGAUCUAGAAGACUAUGAGAGCGAUGUGAACGCAGCAAUCUGUACGGAAAUUGACACGGACACAAAGUUGUGCGGACCGGGGCCGCCCUCUUUGUUUGCGGUCCUGGCCAACACUUACUUGGCCACCAAAAGUUUGCAAUUCUGUGUAACGUCUACUAACUAAAAUGCAAUUUCAGAUAUGUCUAAUCUGGAUAAGGUUAACGAAGUGGUCCGGUCCAGCGUGGGAUUGGCCGCGAAAAUAGCGGAUCCGAUGUUUGCGAAGAGCAGCAAAAAGUAUGCAGAAGAACUUGCGAAGACUUCGAAACGGAACAGCGCUGAGAUCAAGGAGUCUUCGGUGAACUUCACCGAGGACGGAUCGACGGAAGUGCUUGUGAUAGACGAGAACAACAUGACUGUCAGUGUGACUUUGUCCCUUGGAGAUGAGUGAGUCUAAUUAGAACGCAGAACGUUUGAACAAAUCUUCAGCUUUGGAAAUCUGUUCUACUCCUCAUCAGGCUUUUUCUGGAACAACAAAAUGAGAUAUUUCGACCUGAAGAACCAGAAUGUUCCGCUUUCAUUGCAACCUGGCAAAGUGCCAACCUCCCUGGCCGCCCCAAUCAUCGUGGUUAAAUAUAAUUCAGUGGGUCCUCAAGUGACUCCGUCAACUCAAUUUAACGUGUGUCCCCAGGUUCUGGCAGUGAGCGGGGGCGUCGAUUUUCUCGGACUCGUGCACCUCCUCCGCGAGAUCACGCACAGAAAUUACGACUCAUCGAAGGUGGCGCCGUCGCUUUUCGUGCAGAACUCUGCAGUUUCGCUCAAGUCUCCCUCCAAUAAAUACUCAAUCACGGGCUAUUGA